This is a messenger RNA of Erythranthe guttata (spotted monkey flower), 2551 nucleotides long. RefSeq lists its product as uncharacterized. Lineage: Eukaryota; Viridiplantae; Streptophyta; Magnoliopsida; Lamiales; Phrymaceae. The record is from RefSeq and is a predicted model, not a curated record.
CCUUCAAACCACAUAUUCACCGUUGAUCUGACACCAGCACAAUCAAUCAGGACCGUUGGAUAAAAAAGAUUCUUCGAUACAAAAUUUUCUUUUUUUCUGUGGAUUUAGUAGCUUUUCAAACCGACUGCAAAAGUGUGUACUUUGGGGCCUACAAAGCGUAGAAAUACUAAUAAUACUAGUUGUCGUGCCUAGCCGCAGCACGUUUUCUCUUUUCUUUUUUAUUUUUUCUCCAGAAAAUAUAUAUAUAUCAGAUUCUAAUGGUCACUGUGUUUUCAAGAAAAUCUCUCUCUCCUCUUCUCUCUCCUCUCUCUUCUCUCUCUCUCUGAUAGCUAGUCUGUGUUGGCAUAAAGAUCCCAAAAAGGAGGGUUUCAGAUAAUUCUUGAAACAAGUGAAUUGGAGAAAUAAAAAUCCCACCUUUCUGUUCCAUUUCUUGAUUUUGUUUGGUUUUAAAACAAUUAAAGAUUCGAUUUUUAUUGUGGCUUGUAAAUGGGGAGUUCUGGGGAAGACCCCAGCAAGGGCAUUGAUACAUCAGCUGGGGCUUUGGUUUGGGUUCGCCGGAGAAACGGGUCGUGGUGGCCCGGUAAAAUUCUCGGCCCGGACGAAUUGCCCGAGGGCAGUGUGCCCUCCCCAAGAGCAGGCACCCCCGUAAAACUCCUCGGUAGAGUUGAUGCAAGUGUGGACUGGUACAAUCUGGAGAAAUCAAAAAGAGUAAAAGCUUUUCACUGCGGAGAGUACGACAACUGCAUCGAGAAAGUCAAAGCUGCUUCUACCGCAUCACAUCUCUCUAAAAGAGCGGUCAAAUACGCCCGAAGAGAAGAUGCCAUUCUUCACGCACUCGAGCUCGAAGAAAGUGCUCGUCUCGAAAAAGACCCGCAAAAUGUAAACGACGAAUCGCCCUCCGCAUUAUUUCACAACCCUGGUGAAGAAACCGAAGAGGAAGACGGAGAAGAAGAAGAUUUGAAUAGUUACGAAGAGGACUCGGAUUUGGCUAAGGAAGAAGAAGAAAUCAAGAAUCCGAAUGAAUCGGAAGAAGAUGGACAAGGAGUGAAGCGUAUGAGCGUAGCAUCUUUGCUGAAAAGGAAACGAUCGCAGGUCGAUUGUGUGAAACAAGAAAUGUUGAAGAGGAAGAAUCGGAGGAGAGCUUUGACUAAAGUCUUGGAGUGUAGUACUACAAUGAUGCCUGCUCGAUUAUCGGGGCCCGCUUCGGGCGAUAAAGUUUGUGGAUUGGAAUCUGAUGAAUUGAAGAAAAACGAUUCGGAUGGUAAUGGAGUUUCAUGCGAGAACGGUGCAUUGUUCGAUGCUUCGUUGAAAUUUAAACGGGACAAUGAUGUUCCGGAAAGUGAAUCUUCUAGAAGUUUGUUUGAUGUGCAUCUCGUUGCUGAAGAAAAGCACUCGGCAGGCCUAUCCUCGAUUAUUUCCGAUGCACCACAAUCCAGUGGGUCCCGCCCAAGCCAAUGCAAUCCCACCAAAACCCUAAUUUCUUCAGGCAACGAGGAAAAAGGCACUAGCAAGUGGCGUUCGAAAGGCAAGAGGAAUUCCAGGACGAGGAAACUCGACGAGGCCCGUGUCAAGACGAGGCCCGUCACGGAAAUCGAGUUCCGAGGCUGGAGCUGGAAUAUUCCCCCGAGAGGAGGAAUAGAUUCCACCGUGGAUUCCUCAGUCCCACAUAGGUCAAUGCCCUACCGUCAGACGCGUCUCACAGUCAACCCAAAGUAUGACUCCUCCGACUUCUCCCUCGCUCACCAUAAUAGUAAUAAUAAUAAUAAUGUGGCGGGGUCCGGUUUGUUCGAUGUGGCCGUGGAGGUGAAAACGGAGUCCCGGCCACAGCGGGUCCCGUACAUCUCGCUCAUGAGCAGGCUGAACCGGCAGCCGAUCGUGGGCCACCCCCUUGCCGUUGAGGUAUUGGAUGACAGCUCGUGCGAUGACGUCAUCGAUUUCUACGGGGAGACGAAGCAUCGUGGGAGGCCAACAAAGAAGUCGAAGAAAAACAGCGGACAGCUGUCGAAGAAGACUAGGAAGCUGUCUGCAUUGAGCGGGCCCCACAGGCUGAGCCGAGAGGCGAAUAAGAUGAAGACGAAGAAGAAGAAGAAGAAGCCGGUGAUGGAGAAGGUGAAGAAGGGUCCUUGUAUAGCGUGUGUACCGUUGAAUGUGGUUUUUAGUAGGAUUAGUGCGUCGUUGAACGGGUCGGGUCGACCCGCCCCGCGUUUGGUUUCGACGGGCGGGAAAUGAGUUUCGGGAUCGGAGAGAGUUGUUGUGACAGGGUUAUGUUGUUGUGUUCUCCUUGAUUUUCUGCAGGCUUUUUAGUUUACAUAGACUGCCAAAUUCAGCUUUUUUUUCUUUUUUUUUUCUUUUUUUUUAUUACAAUAAUUGUGACAUUUUUGUUGUCAUAGGAACUACACAUGUGUUGUUGUUUGUAGAUGUACUAAAGUUUCUUUGAAUUUAGGCUGUUUUUUUGACUGUGUAUAUAUCAUGUACAAUUUUGUUCAGUUUUUGUACUUUGUAGACUUUCUUCAGAUUAUGGUAUUACCAACUUUUGGAUUUUAUUAUUUUA